Molecule: messenger RNA, 1359 nt
Organism: Penicillium vulpinum
Lineage: Eukaryota; Fungi; Ascomycota; Eurotiomycetes; Eurotiales; Aspergillaceae
Exons: 3
Coding region: 1-1359 (452 amino acids)
Source: RefSeq, a predicted model, not a curated record
AUGGCAACCGAAGAAGAACUCGACAUGCACGUGCGAGUCACAGCGCCAAGUGUCGCUUUCCUACCUGAGACCGAAACAUCCAAGGCUGUAGUCCAUGACCUUCACCAUAGUGACUUGCUUCCUGUGUAUGGCUAUGUCUCCCAUGAAUAUCUGAUGACCGGCGUUGCCGUUGCCCACUCGUACUGCACGCGUCUCCUCCUUCGUUGCCCUGCGGAUCCUAACAAAUUUGCCGGUCUUGUCAUCGUGGAACCAUCUCACCUAUGGGGUGGAACAACUAUGUGGCGUAUCAUUGAGCGGUGGCUGAUGCGCAGUGGACAUGCCUGGCUGGAAGUUGACUCGCAAGCUCCUGCGGCAAUUGACCAGAUCAAAAACGCUGAUCCCGAACGCUACAAAGAGAUGCACUUUAUCCCCUGCCAGACCUUGCAGGAGUUUUCUAACAAAAUAUCCGCUUUCGUUAAAGAGGAAGAGCUCUGGAAUGAUUACAGAAUCUUCAAGGAGAGAUGGUGGGCCGCAACUUUGCAGUCGCCGGAGAUACUUGUUGCUACAUCACAUGCUUUGAGAUCGGGACAGAUGGGUAUCAAGGCCGAGCGCGUCAUACUAACUGGUCUUUGCCAGACUGCAGACUUGAUCAGAAAAUUCAUCGUCGAGUCUGCUCAUCUCCGACUUCCUGAUGGAUCUGCCCCGUUUGAGGGGUUCAUGCCAUGCCAAUCCGAGGGUGGCAAUUCACUUCCAGACUUUCGCGGUGCAAAGAUCAUUGAGGUUCUAGGUGAAUUCGAAGUCAAUGCUAUCAAGAUAUUCUACGGGAAGUUCGGGGCUGAAAGGGCCCCCCACCGCCGUGCUGAUAGCAGGUCAUUCCGGCUCUACGAAGUUUCCGGCAUGUCUCAUCGCGAGACCCGAUACCUCUCCAUGACCGACAAAAAGCGUUUGUCGACUGUUGAUCUCGAAGGUGCCCAGUGGAGUACUUUCGCCAGUUCUUUCGUUUACCAUGCUCUCUUCGAUGCUAUGAACAAAUGGACUACGACCGGUGUUGCUCCCCCGCGUGGUACCACAAUUGAUAUCGACAAAUUCGGCGAGAUUGAGCGCGAUGAGUACGGAAACGCGCUUGCUGGAGUCAGAACUGUUCAUACGGAUGUGCCUACUGGCAAAAUCAUUGAUUUUACCCCUCAGCCAGGUCCGAAUUGGCAUAUUGGCACUGAAAUGCCUUUCAAAGAUGUCAAAAUGUGGGCUGUCUACAAAACGGUAGCCAACUAUCGACGCCAGGCGGGUGAAGCUGUCGAUCGACAGAUUGAAGCGGGAUUCUUGCUGCCGGAAGACGCUGAGGUCCUGCGUCGCGAUACCAUUGAGCAAGUCUCCUUUUAA